Molecule: messenger RNA, 1028 nt
Organism: Amphibalanus amphitrite
Lineage: Eukaryota; Metazoa; Arthropoda; Thecostraca; Balanomorpha; Balanidae
Product: cofilin/actin-depolymerizing factor homolog
Exons: 4
Coding region: 258-704 (148 amino acids)
Biological process (GO): cell motility; actin filament severing; actin filament fragmentation
Cellular component (GO): actin cytoskeleton; actin cortical patch; cytoplasm
Molecular function (GO): actin filament binding
Source: RefSeq, a predicted model, not a curated record
UGCCCUGUGCCGAAUAGUGGAUGCAAGGCCAUAUAUAUUAGUGGAUGAUCUUGGCCGGAGUUCCGCCACUAUCUUUUGUUUCGAUGACGUCAGUAAUCAGCUGAAUUCACCUAGGACGCGGUGCGGAACUUCUAUUUAUUUCUGCCUCAACCUUGGCGCUCUCAACACGACCGGCGCGGACGCUAACGGAAGAGGGAGUGGCGCGCUUAUUGCAGCGCGUAUUGUAUUCAAAUUAUCCGGAAGCCAACUAACACAAAAUGGCCUCUGGAGUGUCCGUGUCCGACGCGUGUAAGACGGUGUUUGACGAGGUGAAGAAGGCCAAGAAGCACCGCUACGUGGUGUUCGUCAUCAAGGAUGACACGCUGAUCGACGUCGAGGCGAUCGGAGACCGCGACGCCAGCUACGAGGACUACGUGGCCGACAUCCAGAAGGCCGGCAAGGGCAUGUGCCGCUACGGCCUGUUCGACUACGAGUACCUGCACACGGUGCAGGGCGCUGCCGAGCCCACCAAGAAGCAGAAGCUGUUCCUGAUGCUCUGGUGCCCCGACGAGGCCAAGAUCAAGGCCAAGAUGCUGUACUCGUCGAGCUUCGACGCGCUCAAAAAGUCGCUGACGGGCGUCGCCAAAUAUGUGGAGGCCACCGACUCGUCUGAGAUCUCCCGCGAGGAGGUGGAGAACAAGCUGAGGGCGAACGACCGCUCGUAGAGUCGUCUCGUCCGCCGGCCGCCGUCGCUACAUUCCCGCGCGGUGCUCGCGGCCGGCCCGGUUCGGUCGGACCGAGCGCCGGCCGGCCGGGCCGGGUCGCGGCCGCUGGGCAGCCCCGCCCCCGGCGUGUGUCCACAGUGGUGUGUCCCCGGACCCCCGGCACAGAGAGCGGGGCCGCCAGCGGCGUGAGCGGUGCGCGCUGCUUCCCAGUCGCACCGCAGUCGGAGUCGCCGCGUGGCUCCGCGCCGCAGUUACUGUGACCAUUUUCUAUUUGUAAUUGUAUUAAUCAACGAUGCGUGUUGAAUAAACCCCUUUUGCGUCGGA